UUGUUAUUACAGCUUCUAAUUAGUAUACAAAACCACCACGCUCUUUUAUUCUCUAGCAACGAUGGCCCCUGCACCCGAUGCCACGGCUCUUCAGAGCCUCGAAACCCUCAUUGAAACGGCAGGAACUCUCUUGAAGCAGCUCCGAGAGGUCCUCGGCGAAAUUCGAAACAAUCCAGACCAUGCCUCAACACCAGCUACCUCUUCAGCCUCAACAACGCCACUCGAUGCUCUCGCCCUCGCCCGCGACUCAGCGACCCUGAUCAGGGCCCAUGCCACCAAAGUCUCUCUGCUCAUAAUAAACGAGCCCUUCACCCCCACAGCAGUCUCGUCUGUCAUCCGUGAGCUAGUCAAGGGCCCUAUACCUGGUCUUGCGGCAUCCGUCCAAGCAUGCGAUCCAAAUAUCUACACUCUGGCCUUUCGGCGUGAGAUGGCGUCAAGAUGCCAAAACGUGUUGUCAGGGCUGGCCGAACUCCUAGUAAGAAUACCCAAGGAUGGUAAAGUCUUGUCAAAGGAGAAGGAAGGGUUCGGCGCUGGGGGAAAGGGCAGCAUCGCAUCGACUGGCGUUCUCUGGUCUGCCUGCGACAGUCUUGUUAGUCUUGCCAAUGGCAGCGUUAGCGGAUUCUUCGUGGAGAAGAUGACCGAGUGGAAGGAUACUCUCAGUGAUAUCAUGGAAGAGAUCAAGGAAUGGGGAGACGAAGAGACCGACGAAGAAGAUGAAGAAGACGACGACGAUGCUGCCGACGAGGUGGAUGAUCUUGCAGAUCAAGUCGAAUCAACCCACAUCUCAGCCCAAAAUAUGCUCGACGAUCUCAUGAGCUCGCACCACAGCAUCCCCGCCUCCGACCCAGACGGUAUCCGUCCUCGCCUCGAAUCAUCCCUCCGCCGUCUCCGCCUCGUCAUCCUCCUGUACACAGCCAUCACCAAGCGCCGCAUGAAGAAACUCCCUUCUUUCCCACAGAGCGACACCAGCAGCAGCACGACAACACAGCGAUUAAACGAACUUGCCCCCCUGCUGCAGAAACUCCCCGAUAGCUUCGGAGACCUUGCCUGUUCCUUUUACGAGCUGCAGCCUAAGGAGAUUGACGACGCCAUGGACCAGUGCUUCCUCGAUGCGUUUGCCAUCAGCGAGCUGCUGAGCGAGAGCUGGGAUGGCUCAAGAGAUGAGUUUACAGAUUGGACAGGAAAGUUCCAAAAGGAGAUUAAGAAGGCAUAAGAUAUCAAAUAGGUAGCGCAAUCUCUGUUAGGUAUAAGAUGUAGGACAGCGUAUAAAAACUUAGAUAGUAGACUUAUUUUUUUUUCACAGUAGCAUAUCAACCAGCAAUGAACAUAUUUACCACCCCA
This is a messenger RNA of Trichoderma asperellum CBS 433.97, 1341 nucleotides long. RefSeq lists its product as uncharacterized. Gene Ontology annotation, biological process: regulation of cell cycle. The record is from RefSeq and is a predicted model, not a curated record. NCBI's taxonomy places the organism in Eukaryota, Fungi, Ascomycota, Sordariomycetes, Hypocreales, Hypocreaceae. Gene Ontology annotation, cellular component: nucleus.